Molecule: messenger RNA, 2010 nt
Organism: Sungouiella intermedia
Lineage: Eukaryota; Fungi; Ascomycota; Pichiomycetes; Serinales; Metschnikowiaceae
Source: the annotation of a GenBank genome assembly
AUGGCUAGGAUUCUCCACGCUUUGCCUCGAAGAUGGCUCUCGUCACUUCCACCCCGUGAAUCCACAUUGGCCAAGUUUGUCUUUCCCUCUGCCACUCACUCAGUGAAUGAGAUUGUUAAUGCUGGUGAUGAACUUGUCACGGUGAAUGGUCACUUGCAUCGUAAACCAAGAAUCAUGGCCAAACGAAGCUUUGCCGAGCUCAGAGAUCCCAACGGCGAUGUGAUUCAGAUUCUCAUGUCACCAGAGCAUACCGAUGAGAAAUUCUUCAAGCUUUUAGAGAAAAGCGGUGCUGAAGAUUCCGUUAGCGUUAGUGGAUUCAUUAAGCAGAAGCAAAUGAGGCUGCCGGAUGAGAAACCAGAGUAUGAGUUGGUCGUAUCUCACUUCCAGACUCUCAACCCAGCUGGCUUGGAUGCAGCCAGAUUGGACAAGUUGAAACAUACAAAUCCGACAGAGAUUCCCCCAAAAUUCAGAUACUUACAAUUGAGAACACCAUAUUACCAAAAGGCUCUUCGUACAAGAAGCAAGGCCGUCAAUAUGAUUCGUAAUAUCUUGGUCGAUAGACAUAACUUUACUGAGAUUGAUACCCCGCUUCUUUUCAAAUCUACUCCGGAAGGUGCUCGUGAGUUCUUGGUGCCUACAAGAUCUGCUAACAGAUUCUAUGCAUUGCCUCAAUCUCCUCAGCAGUACAAGCAGAUUCUUAUGAGUUCUGGGUUUUCCAGGUAUUUUCAAAUUGCCAAAUGUUUCAGAGACGAGGACUUGAGAGCUGACCGUCAACCAGAAUUCACACAGGUAGAUCUUGAAAUGAGCUACAUCAACUCCAGUGACCAGGUGGCAGUAGUUAUUGACGAUAUCAUUCAAAAUGUAUGGAAUAAGGUCGGUGGAAUACCCACCUAUAAGGUCAAUUCGGCAGGACAAUUAGAGGAAGUGGAUUUUGAGAAACACGAUGGAAAAACUCCUGCUUUCAACAAAAUCUCUUACACAGAGGCGUUGUCUAAGUAUGGCAUCGACAAACCAGAUUUGCGCUCUGCUUUACUGUUCGUCAACAUUUCCCAACACUUCACUCCCUCGAAGAACCCAGCAAAGUUUGAUGUGGUGGAGGCAUGUGUUUUGAAAGGAGCUUUCCAACCUUCUCAAAAAUAUAAGCUUCCUCACGUCUUCACCGAGGCCACAAGCUAUCCAAAAAGAAAGCCAAUCGUGAUAUGCAUUAAGACUGAAGAAGAUGCGAAGAGUUGGUAUAAGAAGUUUGUCGAAAAAGAUGUAUUGAGAACAACCAACACAUUUUCAGAGUCUGAAUUAGCUUCAAGUCUCAACCUUGCUCCUGGAGACAUUUUAGCGUUUUCCACAAGAGAAGAAUUGUCAUAUGAGAACCCUACGCCAUUAGGCAAGUUCAGACAGAUCGCCAUUCAGGAAUUCCCCACGAAAUGGAAUCGCCCAAUAGUUUCUAAGACCGGCGAAUUGACUAAAGAUUACGAUAGAAAUAGUACGUUCGUUGGUUCAUGGGUUGUCGACUUCCCACUUUUUAGUCCAGUGGACAUCACGGAGGGCAACCAAUGCGAUUUUCCCCAAUAUGAUUACAACCAGCUUCUGGCGACUCACCAUCCAUUCACUAUGGCCAAAAGCGAGGACUAUGAGCUUUUGGAAACUGAUCCAUUAAAGGUCCACGGAGAACACUAUGAUUUGGUCAUGAAUGGUGUUGAAGUUGGCGGAGGAUCUAGAAGAAUCCAUGACCCUGAGUUGCAAAAAUAUGUUUUUGAGUCCAUUCUCAAGAUCGGACACUACCAGGAGUUAUUUGGCCACUUACUUAAGGCCUUAAGCUUGGGAUGCCCUCCACAUGCCGGUAUAGCGCUUGGAUUUGAUAGACUUUGUGCUAUGCUAAUUGGAAGCCCAAGUAUUAGAGAUGUCAUUGCAUUCCCCAAGAACCAGUCUGGUACUGAUCCAGUGGUGGAAAGUCCCACUGAUGUACCCGACAAGACAUUGAACGAGUACUACAUCGCGAAGUGCUCGCUGUAA